Molecule: messenger RNA, 2372 nt
Organism: Anguilla anguilla (European eel)
Lineage: Eukaryota; Metazoa; Chordata; Actinopteri; Anguilliformes; Anguillidae
Product: keratocan-like
Exons: 3
Coding region: 212-1243 (343 amino acids)
Molecular function (GO): protein binding
Source: RefSeq, a predicted model, not a curated record
GCCAGUGUCAAAGGUAGAGCCUAGAGGGAAUCACAGGAAAAACAAUGCAAAUGUAAUAAGGCUGGCCCUGAACGCAUAGGAAGCACAGCAGUCUGAGACCCUGCUCCAGCCUCUCCGCUGCAGCCAGAGCAGAGCAGAGCCAGCACAGCUUGGGGGGAGCCCCUUCUCUCUCACCUCAGCCCACAGGCUCCACCACAGCAGGCUAAGCAUUAUGAUGGAGGUCUUCCUGGUCCUGUCCUGCCUGCUGCUCGUCAGCUCGGUCAGCUCCCAGGACCUGCCGUACGAGGACAUGCUGCAGCAGCUCCAGGCCUGCCCCAAGGAGUGCCGCUGCCCCCCCAGCUUCCCCCACGCCGUGUACUGCGACAGCAAGGGCCUGAAGGCCAUCCCCCCCGUCCCGCCCCACACCUGGUACCUCUACAUGCAGAACAACCUGAUCGAGGUGCUCUCCGAGCAGGCCCUGCGCAACGCCACCCAGCUCCGCUGGGUCAACCUCAACCGCAACAAGAUCACCAGCGAGGGCGUGGACGAAGGGGCCAUGAAGGCCAUGUCCAGCCUGCUCCACCUCUAUAUGGAGGACAACCUGCUGACGGACAUACCCUCCCCCCUCCCGUCCUCCCUGGAGCAGCUCCGCCUCUCCAGGAACAAGAUCUCCAAAAUCCCCCCGGGGGCUUUCUCCGGGAUGGACCACCUGUCCCUGCUGGACCUGCAGGGGAACAAGCUGGAGGACGACUCGGUGACGGAGCAGAGCCUGAAGGGCCUGAGCGGGCUGGUCCAGCUCAACCUGGCCAAGAACAACCUGAAGAGCAUGCCGGGCGGCCUGCCCGUCUCCACCAUCCAGCUCUUCCUGGACAACAACGCCAUCGAGAAAAUCCCGGCCGAGUACUUCAAGGGCCUUCCCAAGGUAGCCUUCCUCCGGCUCAACUACAACAAGCUGGAAGAUGGGGGCCUCCCCAAGGACGUCUUCAACAGUUCAAACAUCCUGGACCUGCAGCUGUCCCACAACCAGCUGACAGAGGUGCCCCGGUUUCCCUUAAGUCUGGAGCACCUCCACCUGAACCACAACAAGAUCAAAAGCGUCAAUGGAUCUGAAAUCUGCCCAGUGCCUCUCAGUGAGUUUUACGACUAUUUCGAUGAAAAGGGGCCUCGACUACAAUACCUUCGUCUUGACGGCAACGAGAUCAAACCCCCAAUCCCAAGGGAACUGAUGCUCUGCUUCCAUCUGCUUAGAUCCAUCGUCAUAUAACAGCAUCUCACCUCUGCCGCCACAUCCUCACAUUUCGCCAUUUGUCAAGGGACAGAUCGAAAUUAACGCAUCCGUCUCAGAGCGGAGGCAUGGAAAUAAUAGAGAAAAUAACAGACUAUGACUGUGAAGAUGCUGAAUGCACCGGUCAGUAGCUCAUAGUAACUUGAGUUUCAUUAGCAUUAUGUAGAUACACACAAGACUGUAGUACUGAAUUUGUUGACCACCUAUUGUGCCUGCUUAUUAAUCCCAGGGUACUUCAUAUCAUUUGAAUGUUUUUAGUGAUCUUACACAAUGUCUGUACAGUAUGUUCAUGAUCUCUGCAAGAUGAAGUUGCGUCACUUCAAAUAAAUUACUUAUUGAGUCUAAAGGCAAGAAAAUUGCUUUAAAAAGCAAUUCUUUGUAAUGUAUUAUUAGCAUAAGGUUUAUUUCCUGUAUUCUGUUCACAUGGCUGGAUUUUUAAACUUUAAUGUAAUCAGAAAUAUAUAUCAGAAACACAUCCUUUUCUCUUCUGCAUAGAAAGUUAGUUUUCCUGUUUCUCUGUUUGUGGUACUCUUGUUUUUCUGAUUCUACUGAAGACCUUUAAAGCUAAACUGGACUUAGCUGAUGUACUGUAUCCUCUGGUUCAAGCUCGGAAGCUAUUAACCAUGUGAAGUUUGUUAAUAUUUAAAGCAUCUUCUCUGCUCCAAAGUAGUCCGUUCAACAGUUCAUUAAAAAACCCCUGUGUAGCAAAUAAACUGGAACACUUUUCUAUGUUUUGAUUGGCAGACUACAGCUGCUUAUAUGAGGCUGAGGGUACCCAGUUUAUUGAUCACACUACCGUAACAUUGCAGUUUUAGCAAACAUUAUGGAACGGUUAUGAUGUCACUUUGUAUUGUGGAUGGUAACGACAUGGCAAAGAGGUGAGCAUUGCCAGCUUUCUGCUUGCAUAACAAUGCAUCUGCAUUCUCAUACAGAAUACAACAAGAAUUGCUGUUUAUUAUUGCUGUUGUUUAUGCAUUUUCAUAGUUUAUGUCCUAGGUGUAAGCCAAAAUGUUUUUGACUUGCUCAGCUAUUUUUUUCCCUUUUGUAUGAACAUAUGUGAAUGUUUGCUUCUAAUGACACAGUGCAACAAUAAAGAAUUGUAAUAUUU